AUGUCGUCGCAGUGCCCCUACUGCCGCGCGUCGGGGCCGGCGCGGUGCGCGACGACGCAGCCGCCGCUCUCGCGCGCCGUGUCCGAGUGCUCCGCCUGCGCCCGCAUCGUCGUCGAGCGCCACCUCCACACGCACCCCUUCUUCCCCCUCCUCCCCUUACUCCAUCCGCUUCCCCUAGUCACCCCCGACCUCGCCACCGCCGUCGAUCCCGCUCCCGCCCCCUCCCCCGGAGACGAAGAUGACGAGGACCCCUUCCUCCCCGCGGGCUUCGUCUCCGCCUUCUCGGCUUUCUCCCUCGAGCGCCACCCCGUCCUCGCCCGCUCCGCCUCCACCUUCUCCGGCCUCCUCGCCGAGCUCGAGCGCGCGCUCGCCGUCGACUCCGCCGCCGCGGCCUCCAAUCCGGACCCCGCCGGGCCCAUGGUCUCCGUCGAGAACCUCCGCGCCUACCUCCAGAUCGUCGACGUCGCCUCCAUACUCAAGCUCGACAGGGACAUAGCCGACCACGCUUUCGAGCUCUUCAAGGAUUGCUCGUCCGCGACCUGCCUCAGGAAUCGGAGCGUCGAGGCGCUCGCGACCGCAGCGCUCGUUCAGGCUAUCCGCGAGGCGCAGCAGCCUCGGACGCUGCAGGAAAUCUCUACUGCUAGCAAUCUACCUCAAAAAGAGAUAGGAAAAUACAUCAAAAUACUCGGCGAAUCUCUGAAACUGAGUCAACCACUUAACAGCAACUCAAUAGCUGUCCAUAUGCCCCGAUUUUGCAGUUUGCUCCAGCUGAAUAAAUCUGCUCAGGAACUUGCAGCUCAUAUUGGUGAGGUGGUUGUUAAUAAGUGCUUCUGCACACGGCGGAAUCCCAUAAGUAUAUCUGCUGCUGCUAUCUACCUUGCAUGUCAGCUUGAAGACAAACGCAAAACUCAGGCAGAGAUCUGUAAGGUUACGGGCCUCACAGAGGUCACACUACGCAAAGUGUACAAAGAACUGUUGGAGAAUUGGGAUGAUUUGCUCCCCCCUGACUAUACACCUGCCACACCACCAGAGAAAGCUUUCCCCAUGACCAACAUUUACUCAGGGCGCUCAGCAAGUGGCAAGGAUCUGUAUCAGGAUAAGAUAUUCGAGAGUAUUAAGCAAAAAUGCCCUGAGCCUGCAGAGCCUGACCACAUGGUCAUCGUGAAAGAAGAGGAAGACAAGAAAACAAUUGCUCUUGGUCGUCCACCUACAAAACCUGAGGCUCAUGAGUUAGGCAAGGUGUUCCGGCCACCAAAUGCCCCUUUCUCAACAUCUCCUAAAUCUGAUCGUGACAAAACUGAAACUAGCGUUCGUGGGUUCAACCUUAAUGAGGUAUCAUGUGCGAUGGAUUCUGAUAGAACAGACAUCACAGUGAAGCCAACUUUCGGUGAUCGAUUGUCGAAUGAAUCGAAUGCGAUUCCAUCUCCCAACAGGCAGCCUUUACCGUGGCAGCUUAAGCAGGGGGCGCCUGCAACUGGUCCAUCAUAUUCAAGGCUUCGCGAGCAGCAGUCGGGCCUGGAUCUUGUAGCUGCUCUGAAGGGAAUUGGGAAAAGGAGUGCUGGGGAUGGUGGUGAUGGCCGGGAUAGAGAAGGGAAGUGA
Miscanthus lutarioriparius is the source of this 1599-nucleotide messenger RNA. The record is from the annotation of a GenBank genome assembly. Lineage: Eukaryota; Viridiplantae; Streptophyta; Magnoliopsida; Poales; Poaceae.